Parathielavia appendiculata is the source of this 872-nucleotide messenger RNA. RefSeq lists its product as uncharacterized. The coding region runs from base 68 to 772 and encodes 234 amino acids. The transcript has 2 exons. NCBI's taxonomy places the organism in Eukaryota, Fungi, Ascomycota, Sordariomycetes, Sordariales, Chaetomiaceae. The record is from RefSeq and is a predicted model, not a curated record.
UCAUUCAUCAGCUUCACUUUCCAGAUCACUCCAGAACAAGAACAUCCAGCUUCCCAACACCGCUAAAAUGGCCCCUAACAAGUACACCAUCACCAUUAGAAACGAGAACGGUUCGGACCAAAACUACUCUCUGUUCAACCAGAAGCCCAUCAUCAACGGCAAGGUGCAGGAGCAGAUCUUCUCCAACGUCUUCUGCAACUUCUCCACCGCCGUAGGCCAAACGGCUGAGGUUACCAUCAGCACCCAGUACAAGGCCGUUGUCGGCACCCACAAGGGCGACGAUAAGAGUGUCCAGGUCAAGGUGGGCAUGACCCGCGACGUCACCCUUGGUGUGAUGAACAACGACGGCACCGUCACCAACGGCACCACCCUUGAGUUCGCCCUGGCCAGCAACGGAGCCCCGACUUUCUCCGCCGAGCCACUUCCCUCCUCUGGCUUUGUUAACGCUUUCGCCAUCAAGGCCCCAGCCGACAAGGGCUGGGACAAAUCUGAUGCAAAGGCCGGCAACUGGGUCAUCGGCCUCGGUUUGUCCAGCAGCGAGGGCAACGGCCCGAGUGCUACCUUUACCCCCGAGCCCGGCGUCACGUAUCAGAUCCAGCCCUCCAACACGUUCUACCUCGUCGCACAGAACUUCGAGAAGGGCGUUCUUAUGGAUGUCGCCAAGAUCGGAGACGUCCUUCCCAUUGAGUUCACCAAGCUGCCCGGCCCCAACGUGACCAUCGUCCACGGCAGGCAGGGCGGCCUUAACAUUCAGAAGAAGCCUGAUUUCUAAGCGCAGCGAUGCUCGCAACGCGCUUCUUCACUCACCGGGAGAGGCAAGAACAGGGGACUGUGGCAGAGACGGUGGGUCAGGCAGGCGGGCAGUAUACGUU